UGCGUGUCUGUUUACUCAGCCUGCUGUAAGGUGGUGGCACAUGUAAAGCCAGUGUGUGUAUAGGUUAACGGCUCUGCCACGUAGAAUACAUGCUUGUUGUACACUGUAUGUUGUGCAGUGGGUGUCUGACUAACUGUUAAAGUCCACGUAGACUCUGGGAUCUCUACACUCCUCCUAUUGGUGGCUGAGACUUGACACCGUCGUUUUCCCCGCCGCUGGUGAGCACACAGUGGGUAUUAGGUGUUGUGAAGCUGUGGGCUGCUUUGUGAAUUUGUAACUUCCUCUAUCUAUCUCUCUGUCUUUAUCUCCCUCUCUCUGUCUCUCUGAGGGGACACUCACUGACUUACCACUGUGGAAGGCACACCCACGUGAACCCACGCUUCCUGGCAACUUUGUGACGACAAUAAUUUUUCCGUUUCCUGUGAUCGGUCUGUCUCCUGCUCAUGCAGUGCUGGUGAGCAGGCUGUCGGAGGUGCGAUGCCCUGGGCGUGACCUCGUGUGACCCUUCCCCUCCACCACCAUGAAGCUGAAGCAGCGCGUGGUGGUGCUCUGCGGAGUUCUGCUGCUGCUGGGCCUGGCCAAGGUGUUCCUGCUAGAUGGAGGCGAGGGCUCAGCUGCCAGCCGCCGUGACCUCCGUGCCUUCCGCAAGAUGGAGGCCAGCUUGCUGUUGGCCAAAGGUGCACGCCUCACGCACACCCUGCAGUCUCCAUGGGAGGUUGCCGCCCAGUGGGUAGGGCCACGUGAGGUCUAUCCAGAUGAUACGCCAGAGCUAGCUGCGGUGCUCAAUGCCCUGGCCAGUGCCCGCGUGGAGAGGGCUGACGUCGGCUACAAGGGCACCCAGCUUAAAGCCCUGCUGGUGCUGGAUGGAGGGCAGAAGGUGGUGUUCAAGCCCAAGAGGUACAACAGAGAUUACAUAGUAGAGGGGGAGCCAUAUGCAGGAUAUGAUCGACAUAAUGCAGAAAUAGCUGCUUUUCACCUGGACAGGAUCCUGGGGUUUAGGAGAGCACCUCUGGUGGUCGGGCGAUUUGUGAACCUGCGGACAGAGAUAAAGCCUGUAGCUACAGACCAACUACUGAGCACGUUCCUCAUGCAUGGGAAUAAUACGUGUUUCUAUGGGAAGUGUUAUUACUGCAGAGAGAGUGAGCCCGCGUGUGCUGAGGGUGACAUCAUGGAGGGCUCAGUGACUCUCUGGCUGCCUGAUGUCUGGCCGCUACAGAAACACAGACACCCUUGGGGGCGCACCUACAGAGAAGGCAAACUCGCCAGGUGGGAGUAUGAUGAGAGUUACUGUGAGGCAGUGAAGAAGAUGCCUCCGUAUGAUGCUGGUCCACGUCUCUUGGAUGUUAUUGACACAGCCAUUUUCGAUUACCUCAUCGGCAACGCAGAUCGUCAUCACUAUGAGAGUUUCCAAGAUGAUGGUGGAGCCAGUAUGCUUAUUCUUCUGGACAAUGCCAAAAGUUUUGGAAACCCAUCCUUAGACGAAAGAAGCAUUUUGGCUCCUCUCUAUCAGUGCUGCAUGGUCCGAGUGUCCACUUGGAACAGACUGAACCUGCUGAAGGGCGGAGCAUUGAGCUCGGCCAUGCGUCAGGCAACAACCCAUGACCCCGCUUACCCCGUGCUGACCGAGCCUCACCUGGCCGCACUCGAUCGGCGCCUUAUUGGCGUCCUGGCGACUGUUCGGCAGUGCAUGGAGCUGCAGGGAGCUGAGAGCACACUUAUUGAAGAUCGCAUGAAUCUGCCUCACCCCUGAUGUCUCGAGAGAGAGAGAGAGAGAGAGAGAGAGAGAGAGCAAGUGACACGGAGGGAAUAGAGACGAAUGCUGCUGGUCAACGUGUUCUCUGUCUUUACUCUGACUUCCUGCUCUGACUGUUACAGGGAGACUUUAAGACCUUGAGGAAGUGACCUUGUCAUGAGCAGGUCGUUGUUAGAGUUGACGCAGACCUUGGCUGCUCUGAGCCGCAAUUCGGAAAUGUCUUUUCCCGACAUGCGCGCGCAUUACACGUUACAACUAAACAUCUGUUUUUCUUCUUCUGAGUGGGAUUGUCACAGACUUCUCUGCUUACCAAUGUUCUUAUUUUUCCUGUUAUUUCUUUCUAUGAAUUUCUAUGAAUCUGUCUUAUCUCUGUGGGUGUACGGGGCGCUGGUGCUCAGUUCCGAAAGAGUCCUCCUACAGUGACCUAGGCAGACUGACAGAGUGCCGUCCUCACCGCUGAGCUCUGGGCAGGGGCAUUCCGUGCCGGCUGUGGGGGUGUUCGUAGACCCCGGGCUGCCCCCCCUGCGCCUUGAAGUGUCAUAACUGAGGUCACAGAUGAAAGUAUCGACAGAACUGUUCCUCUCACCAUAAACAGAUUGUACAUACUCAACUAAUUAUUUAAUAACAAUAUUGAUAAAUUGUGAAUAAUGUUAUUGAUUUUAAGAAUUAUUAUAAUGAUGAGAGAUAUGAUGCAGGGUUGUCUGCUUUAAAACGUACAGUUUGAGUGCAGUACUGGAAAGAAACGGGUGGUGGGGAGAAGAUAUUGCUACUGAUUCUCAGAGAUAACAUGACAGCACUGGAAAGCUGUAUAAGAGCCUUUUCAAAUUAAAAAACAAAAAUGAAUUCAUCGUUUAUCUUGUUUUUAUAUUAGAUUUUUUUUUUGUGUGAGAAUGUCUGCCCCCAUUCAUUGCUCAGAAAUGUUUGUGUUUUAUUAUUAUUGUUUUUUUUUAUCAAAUUAAAUCGUAUCACUGAUCCCAGAUGCACUCAGUCAGCUGAA
This is a messenger RNA of Astyanax mexicanus (Mexican tetra), 2750 nucleotides long. RefSeq names its product FAM20B glycosaminoglycan xylosylkinase (gene fam20b). Gene Ontology annotation, biological process: protein phosphorylation. Lineage: Eukaryota; Metazoa; Chordata; Actinopteri; Characiformes; Acestrorhamphidae. Gene Ontology annotation, molecular function: phosphotransferase activity, alcohol group as acceptor. Bases 521 to 1750 code for a protein of 409 amino acids. Gene Ontology annotation, cellular component: Golgi apparatus. The transcript is spliced from 8 exons. The record is from RefSeq and is a predicted model, not a curated record.